AUGCAGCAAGAACAUGCUUGGGGAGCUGCAGAGCUGACAAAACCGGUGGCCAACAGAGAUAUGUAUCGGAUGACGGUCAAGCAGCAGCCGAGUGAGGGCCAAGUGUUGUCUAUUUCAAAGCGUACUAGUGUCAAGAAACCACAGAACGACAAGGUCGCCCUCGACCCUCCUGUAGUGAUCGAACUUUUGGUCUUCGACGAUGAUCCAACCAGAUCCUGGCUCCACAGUCCAUAUCUGUUCUGUACGGCCGAGCUUGUGAAUCUGGAUGACAAGCAAACCAGGUCCGACACGCUUUCUGGAACGUUGACAUCGUCACUCCAUGUGGUUAAAAUGGGUGACGGAAAACUCCAUGGAUACUUCGUAUUCGGUGAACUCACUCCGACCAGCCCAGGAAAAUUUUUCCUUCGCUUCUCGCUCUUCGAAAUGCGCCGCAGCCAAGAUGCCAUGUUUGCGCAAAUGCUCAACUGCGUCGCUGGUAUGACAUUCGAAGUCUAUUCCCGAAACAAGUUCGCUCCUCUGGCCCAGUCUACCGAAUUGACGAGAUUGUUGAGUGAAGGAGGUGUGAAAAUCAGAGUUCGAAAAGAGCCGACGCGUCGAUUACAAAGAAACAGAGCCAACUGGGGAUUCCAAGGAUUCUUCGGAGGUUAUGGCCAAGCUGUACCAGCCUCAGUGUAUGGACAACCUCAACCAUAUGCGCAACCUGGCGUGCAGCAGUGGGGUCAGCACGGGAACACGACUUAUAACACGAAUAAUGCGGUCGAUAUUAGAGAUCGCUUGAGUGUUCAACACAACAGUAUGACGGCGCCAUGGCAAGGUGGCCUGCCGCAGCACGCUCCACUGCCCAUGACCCCGCCCAUACCACAACAACAACAGCAGCAGGAGCCUCAACCUCUGCAUCGACUUCAGCAUACGGCAUUCUUGCACGACAUGCAACAGCAGCCAGUGAGCCAGCCUCUCCCACCUUCGCAAAGCUCGUUGUUGUUGCAAGAGACACAGCAAAUGUUCAUGCUACCGCCGCCGCCACAGAAUCAGCACCAACAACAGCAGCCGAGUUCUUUCUCGCCUCUCCCGCAGAUUCUGCCACAAAAUUUCAGUAACCUUCCACUAGCAGGUUAUACUGUGAGAGAUGCUGGGGAAAGUCGCGCGGGAUAUUCUACUGCUGCACAAAGCCAACAGUAUUAUGCCACAAGCUCGGCCAAUACGAUGCCACAGUUCACAGUGGCGGGUGAUCAGAUGGCUUAUACAUCCUCGUCCGACGGGCAGUUGAUGUAUUCCACCACGCUAAAUAACCAGAUGGUACCCACGACUUCGCCGGGGACCGAAUCGAGUCAAGGCGCAUCUUCAAAUGGCGUGGGCCAACAACAAUAUCAAUAUCGUGUCCCGGAUUUCGACACUUUGCAAGAUCCAUUUGAUCCAAGCUCUUCACUGGGAGGAUUCCUCUAG
Molecule: messenger RNA, 1443 nt
Organism: Fonsecaea nubica
Lineage: Eukaryota; Fungi; Ascomycota; Eurotiomycetes; Chaetothyriales; Herpotrichiellaceae
Exons: 6
Coding region: 1-1443 (480 amino acids)
Source: RefSeq, a predicted model, not a curated record